CACACGGGAGGGAGUGCAGAGAAGACAACCUACUACAGCACGUCGUUUAGACCAUACAGAUUUUAUAUUAAGGCAUUGUUUGAUGUGUAUGAAUCAACGAAAACGAAUAUACACGUAUCAUUACAGUUAAUGUUUAAACUCCAGAGACCGUGUCUUUCUACGUUAAGUUGACCUAUGUUCCAACUUUCAAAAGACGAGAAGACAUACACUUGAUGUAUAAGCAUCAGUGCAUGCAGACUGACUAAACUAAACAAGAUGAAACCGUAAUGACGUUAGGGAUAAACAGGUCUGAUAUAGAAUCAGAGCGGAACACGACGUACAGCGACAAUACUGGCUAGAUGUACGGCUGGAGUCAGGAAAUACAUCAAUGAACUUCUGUUACUGACGUCACAUAGAACGUAGAACAGUAUGAAACCUCACGAAUGGAAAUGGCGUUACGCCAUCUUGUUUUGCGACUGUGUACUUGUGUUUGGAGUGUACUUCUGUGUCGACAUGCCGAGCUCUUUACAGGUGGAUUUUGUGGCAGGCGAGGAGAUGCAUUGCCAUGGCAACGAGAGCAUGGAGACCGGCGGGUGCUGUGACACCUGUCUUGGCCUAGGGCCACAACGUUAUAACCUACUUCACUCUUUCCUCUACUGGACAUCUUCUGUAUUAUCUCUUUUAUCAGGAUACUGUAUUGACAGGAUAGGUAAUCGAGUAUCUGCUGUGUUGAUCAUUAUUUUGACAUCCCUUGGGUCUAAUCUGUUUGCUAUUGCUGGUACUCAGCUCCUUCGGAACACCUCUGCCAUGUUCCCUUUGAUGAUAAUCGGACGGAUGCUACUCGGAUUUGGAGAUGGGCCGAUGAGAAUUGUACAGGAUCGUGUGGUAGCUCACUGGUUUGCUGAAGACUCCGUCCUAGCUGUCAGUUUGGUCAUCCUAACACGUAGAGGUGGAACACUGCUUAAUUUCCUAUUAACCGCUAACAUAGCUGUCCAUUUGGGCUUCACUUGGGCCCUGUGGAUUGGCGCUGUUAUUUGUUCACUCGGUAUCAUCGCUGCUUUUGUGAUGGGUUUCCUGGACGUCCGAGGGACCAACAAACUGGACGAUGAAUCGCAAAAACUGAUGGCAAGUAGGCCUAUUAAAAUUAAAGACAUCACCAACAUCCCUAAGACGUUUUGGAUCCACGUAUCCAUGAUUGGAUUUCAUUUCUGUUCAUUCUUCUCAUUUGUAGCCAAUGGAUCACAGUACAUCCAGUUGAGACAUGGCUAUUCUAAAGUUAUGGCAUCCUAUACCACCGGCGCAGCAUAUAUUGGACCCGUGUUCUUCGCGCCUGUUAUAGCUUUAUUACUGAAAAGGAUAGAAUGCAAUGGUCUAAUAGCCACAUUUGUAACAACAUUCAGUAUACCAAUAUAUCUGAUGCUGGCCUACUGUCCAGCGAUACCGCCAGUCGUUCUCACAGUGGCUAUCGGCGCGGUGUAUACAUUUGAUGUUAUUAUAAUGUGGCAAGUAACCAUUAACUUGCUACCUCCCGCUGUGUUCGGGACUGGAGCGGGUAUAGGCGUGUUUGUUAUGAGAUUUUCAAUAGGUCUUAUGAAUCUAGCAGUUGGCUCUAUUGUAGAGGAUACGGCCGAUCGAGGUCACCGAGAGCAGAUCCACGCUUACCAGAACGCCCUUAUGUUGAUGACGGCUGUAUCCGUCCUGUCAGUAGCCUGUGGAGUAUUACUGAACAUACUAGAUAUACGAAACGGUGAUGGUGUCAACAAACGUUUUAUCAAGAACAAACCUGUAGAAAUGUCUGAUACUACAGAACUUGUUGUCGCCGAUAAACUCAGUAAACAGUACAAUAGUAACGACACAGGGGACGGAACUCUCGAGGAACAUUGAUACUAGUUAUAACAUAGGGGACGGUACUCUCGCGGAACAUUGAUACUAGUUAUAACAUAGGGGACGGAACUUUUGAGGAACAUUGAUACUAGUUAUAACAAAGGGGACGGUACUCUCGCGGAACAUUGAUAAUAGUUAUAACAUAGGGGACGGAACUCUCGCGGAACAUUGAUAAUAGUUGUAACAUAGGGGACGGAACUCUCGAGGAACAUUGAUACUAGUUAUAACAUAGGGGACGGAACUCUCGCGGAACAUUGAUACUAGUUAUAACAUAGGGGACGGAACUUUCGAGGAACAUUGAUACUAGUUAUAACAUAGGGGACGGAACUCUCGAGGAACAUUGUUACUAGUUAUAUCUUGAUUAUGCUGGAACUCUAGAGGAACAAUGAUGAUAUUUAUAGCUACGGGGAUGAAACUUUCGAGGAUCAUUAAUAUUGGUUUUAGCUACGGGAAUUGAACUGAAGAGGAACCUUGAUGUUAGUUUUAGCUACAGGGAUGGAACUCUCGAGGACCAUUCAAAACAAUUACAACACUGGAGAGACGCAACUCCGGAGGAGCACUAGUGACAACACUUACACCAGGAAUGGGUGCAUAGGAAAGAAAUCCAGGGAACCUUUAUAAUAAUAAACCGUGGCUUACAAACCACAGCAGUGAUGUGACUUAAACCAGGAGUAAUAGUAUUAUGGACGGAUAAGUGUUUUUGUUUAUAUAUACAGAAAAUAAUGAAAAAGACUCAAUCAAAAUGGAUGAUGUUAAUUUUCAGAACAAACCAUCAUUCUUAUUGAGUUUAUUCAAGCUGAUGUGACACAGUCAAAUCUUUACGGUCUCGCGAUUUGGUGUCGAAUUGUCAUUCUAUAAGGGCAUGGACAGUUUUUGUAGGUCUCCAAAGCACCAAUGAGCAACAAUAACCGUCUUUAUAUUUCUGCUUAAGUCAUUGAAACAUUACAAUUUUAUGAAACAACGACGUGAGAUGUUUUAACACACAUGUUAAAGAGAAAUCAUUUCAAUAUUGUUCACGACUUGUUGUGAAGAAGUUUAAAAGUAUUCAACUCCUCCAGCAGAGCUGGAAUAAUGAAAAACAAAUAAGCAGUGCAUAUAGAUGUAUGUAUUUAUUGGAGUCUGAUAAACAGGUCUCUACGAUACAACAUGUUGGUUUGUGUUUUAAACGUAUAUAAACCAUUAUCUUAUUGACAGGAGCUCUUGCAUGCGUAUUGGUUUUAAGGCAAUGCUUAAUCACACAAGCAAUUCUUACUUAGUAGAUAGGGCACCCGUUUUGUUACCUCUCACCCUAGAGGUAGUUUACCGCAUCAUUGACUGAUGAUACUGAUCAUGGUCAACAAGACUAUGUUUCAAAACUAUCGCCAUAACUACAACCUUUAGAUCAUCAAUCUUUACCCAAAGAGAAGUUUUAGAUAAAAUCUACGAUUCCUCAGGGGGCCUUGCAUUAGUCAUCUAAUGUGGCCAUGCAAUACCGAUUGUCCCUCAACUUUCCGAUCCCAUCGGAUAUUAUUACUGAUUACUGAAACCCAUCUUUUAUUAUUUUAAUUCCUAUAAAAUAUUCUUAUGGAUAAGCCAGAAAGAAACUCAACGAACAAUUUUGAACCUAAUGGUAGGUGGGAGAAAAUCUUACUGUUACUCGGUAAUUUGCUCUUAGGUGAAUACUCAUAAUCACUCGAAGCGGAAUAUCACUCACUAAUGUAUUAAUGAAAUACUAAUAUCAACAAAACGGUUAUGAAAUGAAGCUUUACUUGUUUGUAUGGGGGUUGUGUCCUCGCAAUCGAUAUGAAGACGGGUGCCUAAGGAAACAAACAUUUAAAACAAAUGAGAAAAAAGAAAAAUAUUCAUCGAAUUGGGGCUGCUGAUCCACUUUUGUCUCUUCAAUGAAGUAGGAUAUUCUCUCCCCGCACCGUAAAAAUCCCAAACCCAAAGUGUUUUGUGUGGACAGAAUCAUUCACCGAGAAGCUACUUGAUAUGUCAUUCAUUUAAAGUCUAUUUGAUGUACAAAAUCCAUCAGCGAACAUGUACUUGAUUAACAAAACCAUUUACCGAAAAAGUAUUUGGUGUACACAAUCAUAUUUAUAACAUCUGAAUUGUUAUGGUUAAUCUUGAACUGAGCCAACAUGGCACUUUGAUAAAGUUUAAAGAAAUGGAACCAUAUUUUGGAACACACGGAUGCUUUUGAAAUCGUCCAUUCAGCAUUAUAUUUUCAUCAUCAUUAUUUAAUGAGAUUCAAAUUGAUAUGCAGCACGAUUAUACAUAUACGUUAUACUUCUGAAUUUUAAAUGUUACUUUUUUUGUUUCCAACUUUGAACAAAAUGAGAGAUAUUGUUAAAUCUGCCAUCCGAUAAUUUGUGUGUGGUCAUGUUGGACAAAAUUCCGUGGAUAUAUGUAUAAAAAUGACAACCACGUUAUAAAUUGAGUUGCUGACUUUUACCUACUGUAUUACUGGUUUAUAUGUUAUAUAUUAAAGGGACAGGUCA
Messenger RNA from Mizuhopecten yessoensis (Yesso scallop), 4343 nucleotides. Its product is annotated as major facilitator superfamily domain-containing protein 1-like. Bases 409 to 1863 code for a protein of 484 amino acids. Gene Ontology annotation, biological process: transmembrane transport. Gene Ontology annotation, molecular function: transmembrane transporter activity. Lineage: Eukaryota; Metazoa; Mollusca; Bivalvia; Pectinida; Pectinidae. The record is from RefSeq and is a predicted model, not a curated record. The transcript has 15 exons.